AUGGCUAAAAACGGUCGUAAGGAAGUGGACCAGCGUAGGGGUGAAGAAAAAAAAGAGCCACAAGUACGAGAUGAACAACAAGAAGCUUUAAGAGAAAAGGCCAUCAAAAAUAUGGCUAGGCGGCCAGACUAUGGAAAAUCCGGUCGUUCCACUCACGUGCUUACGAAUUAUUUCGAGAUCAAAAAGACGGCGAAUAAGUCAUAUCUUGAAAAAUACGAGAUCACGAUGAAGCUUGUGAUCCAACAGAGACCUGAGGGAGAAGCUAACCAAAGAAGACGUGCCCCAAGGCAGCAAAAACAACUUCCUGUAAAUGUGCAACGUGCGGUAUUUCAACAAUUAGAAAGACAGGAACGUAAUGGCUGGUUCAAAGGAGUUGGUGUGGUUUUCGAUGGUAACACGACUCUUUAUUCCACCGAUUUAUUAAAGUUAAAUAAUUCCGAUUCUGGGAAUACAUUGGUUAGUUUAAGUGAUGAUCAGGACUCCAGGGGAAACCCAAUGGAAUAUAAGGUUGAAGUUCAGAAACUUGACAAGGUUGACUUGGAUGAAUUGAAAAAAUGCCUUGAGGGUACAGAAAUGAAAUGGGAAUAUUUCGACUUAG
Messenger RNA from Funneliformis mosseae, 598 nucleotides. The record is from the annotation of a GenBank genome assembly. NCBI's taxonomy places the organism in Eukaryota, Fungi, Glomeromycota, Glomeromycetes, Glomerales, Glomeraceae.